GGCGAAGGCCGGUCUAGAUCACCCAAUCACAUGACAUGUCACAUGACAUUGUUUAUGAUUAGAAAACUGUUCGAAUGUUGCACGGCUGUUAGCGGUCUAAUUUCAACUCAAUUAUGGCGCUCACCCCCCAGUUUCUGUGUCUGGUCCUGAUGUUAGCCAGCCCCACCCUGGCUGUAGACAACGGGCUGGCCAGAACCCCGCCCAUGGGCUGGCUAUCCUGGCAGAGGUUUCGCUGCAACUUGGACUGUGCCAAUGACCCCUUGAACUGUAUCAGUGAAAGGCUGUACAAGGACAUGGCAGACAGACUUGCAGCAGACGGCUACAGGGAUGCGGGCUAUGUCUACGUCAACAUUGACGACUGCUGGGCAGCCAAACAGAGAGACCCGGUCACGCUACGGCUGGUGCCAGACCCUGACCGAUUCCCCAGUGGCAUCAAGGCUCUAGCAGACUAUGUCCAUAGCAAAGGUCUGAAGCUUGGUAUCUAUGGUGAUAUGGGAACAUUUACCUGUGGAGGCUACCCAGGUAGCAAAUUCACCCUGGAGACAGAUGCUACAACAUUUGCGGAAUGGGGAAUUGACUCGUUGAAGUUGGAUGGUUGCUACUCUACAACAACAGACUUCACUGUAGCUUACCCAAUCAUGGAGUUUUACCUAAAUAAAACAGGUCGUCCAAUCUUAUACAGCUGUAGCUGGCCAGCUUACCAGCAGACUCCUGACUAUCCUAGGAUAGCAGAGUUCUGCAACAUUUGGAGAAACUACGCAGACAUCGAUGACUCAUGGGACAGUGUGAAAGAUAUAAUUCAAUUCUAUGGGGACAACAAGGGCAACUUCAGCGCAGUUGCUGGCCCUGGCAACUUUAAUGAUCCUGAUAUGAUAAUAAUUGGAGAUAAAGGUCUCAGUGAUUCCCAGGAAGAGGUUCAAAUGGCGUUGUGGUCUAUCAUGGCUGCACCACUCUAUCUCUCUAACGACCUCAGAAACGUGUCUGACAGAGCCCGCCGAUUAAUUCAAAACAAAGGGGCCAUUGCGAUCAACCAGGACCCCCUAGGGAUCAUGGGCAAGAGGGCGUGGCAGGCCAAUGGUAUACAAGGCUGGAUACGUCCUGUUUUACCCAUCGGAAGUUACGCAGUUGCUGUUUUAAAUGUGAAUGACGGAGGCUCAGCGACCCCAGUGACUAUUUCUCUGGCGACUUUUGGUGUGACUGACAUUGGCAGAUAUAACUUCACUGAAGUCUUUACUGGAGGCUUCAUUGGACUUUUCUCAACAAAUGAUCAAGUUGUAAUUAAAGUUGAUGUGUCCAGUGUAUUUUUUGGAAAAUAUUCCAGAAUCGGUUAAUUUCAAUCAAAUAAAUCUAUGUUAUAUAUUUAUAUACUAGCCUGAUAAUUUAAAAAAAUGUUUGUCUGAUAAAAGUUAUUGGGUUAUAAAUAUUGAUUUCCUUCCCUGUUGUUUAUUUUAUGUAUUUUAUAGUAGCCUAAUUGAUUUCUAAUAAUUUAAUUAUAAUUUAUUAAACAUUUGUUUUGCUAAUGUUUUAAAACAAUAAAUGUUUUUAAAACUACCGUAAAG
Messenger RNA from Physella acuta, 1559 nucleotides. Its product is annotated as alpha-N-acetylgalactosaminidase. Gene Ontology annotation, cellular component: cytoplasm. Gene Ontology annotation, molecular function: alpha-galactosidase activity. NCBI's taxonomy places the organism in Eukaryota, Metazoa, Mollusca, Gastropoda, Physidae. Gene Ontology annotation, biological process: glycoside catabolic process; oligosaccharide metabolic process. The record is from RefSeq and is a predicted model, not a curated record.